AUGUUGUUUGGUUUAGGGGUCACGUCGCCCAACGACGAUGAUAAUGAAAUUAACAGACGUAUAACAAUUCUAGAAGAUCAGUUCAACCUCGUGAUGAUAAUGGAAUACUUCGAGGAAUCACUAAUUCUGUUGAAAGAUCUUUUGUGCUGGACAUUCGAGGACAUUACAUAUUUUGAGUUGAAUGGUAGAAAAGACAAUUCUGUUCAUAAUAUGUCAGAAUCGCUAAGAAACACAAUUAUGGAAUGGAACAAAGGAGACGUAGCACUAUACCAACACUUCAAUAGAACGUUUUGGGGAAAAGUGCGCGAUUUCGGUGAAGAGAGAAUGAGAACUGAGGUUGAAAUUUUAAGACGACGAAACCAGGAAUUUAAAGCAAGAUGUCUACAGAAUGAAAAUGAUAUUGAGAGUGAUGGUGAAACAGCGUUGAAUAUGUACCAACCCCAAGGUAUUAAAAUGAAUCAAAUGCAAAUAAGACUAGAAGCAGUUAACGACACCGACUGUUUGCGUAGAAUAUACCCACAAAGAGUCUAUACACCUAUUUUAAGAGAAGCCUUAUUGAACAAGAAAAAAAUCGACAAGGCCUAA
Molecule: messenger RNA, 585 nt
Organism: Saccoglossus kowalevskii
Lineage: Eukaryota; Metazoa; Hemichordata; Enteropneusta; Harrimaniidae
Product: galactosylceramide sulfotransferase-like
Biological process (GO): glycolipid biosynthetic process
Cellular component (GO): membrane
Molecular function (GO): galactosylceramide sulfotransferase activity
Source: RefSeq, a predicted model, not a curated record